Messenger RNA from Acyrthosiphon pisum (pea aphid), 1924 nucleotides. RefSeq lists its product as uncharacterized. Lineage: Eukaryota; Metazoa; Arthropoda; Insecta; Hemiptera; Aphididae. The transcript is spliced from 6 exons. Bases 165 to 1337 code for a protein of 390 amino acids. The record is from RefSeq and is a predicted model, not a curated record.
GGCACAUAGGUAGUUCGAACGCGAGUGCUUGGGUGUUUGGCUUUUUUUCCUUUACCCCUGCUGCGACGUGGAAUUGUUUCUCCCGAUUCACGUUACACGUCGUUAUUUUGUUUACAACGCCAAACAGUCAGCCUACUUUCACCUGGACACUCAUCACAAAUACGAUGGGUGUCUGUUUUCUUUGUGAUAAAAAAUUGGACGGAAGAAGUACACAAGUGUGUUCAAGCAGAACAUCAUACAGUAAUGUACCAUUCCCAGAAAAAAUUGCUGAGUUUAUGGGAGAUGAAGUUGUGGUUAUUGUAACUACUGCUGAUCACAUGUGCAAGAAAUGUACCGCACAUUUGAAUCAUAUAGACGAAUUGGAAAAUGUUCUGAAACUUGUUAAAAAUGCAUUUUUUUCAUGUAUACAAAAGAAAUAUGGAAUAUUGCCUCCUGAUCAGGCUGUUAAGAGUGUUGAGAUUGUCAAUAGACACUUAAAAGCAGAGGAACAGCUAGAACAGCGUAAAGUACCAGUACCUAGUAGUCUGAGAGUAAGAGUUUCUCCCGCUGUAACUACUGCUGCAGUUAUUACUCCGGUCCAAACUCCAUUAAAAUUGUUAAAAACACAACAUAAGCAGCAACAACAACGACCACCAACUCAACAAAAAAGAGCUAACCUAAUGAAAGAAUACAAGUGUACUUUUUGUGGAUUCCAAUCAAAAGAGCUUGGGCGUGUUCGAUUCCACCUGCGCACCACUCAUGGGAACAAUAAAGAGCCUGAAAAACCUAUUCUUAAUCAAACAGUGGCAAAUGCAUUAACAAUGGUACCGCAACAGAAGGAACAAAUUUAUAGAUGUCAGGUAUGUUCUAAAACCUUUGAUUGUCAAAUUAAUUGUCUUGAUCAUAUUCAGAAAGACCAUAAUCAGCCAACUCCGUCAACUUCAACUGGAGAAAGAGAAACUGAAGAUUCUUGCCUGGUUAAAACUAAAGCUAUAAAACUGGAACCAUCGAAGACUCAAGAAAAUAAUCAUCAAGCAGACUCUAUGGACGUAGAUGAAAAUCAAAAAGAUGACAAAAGCACUGUCAAUAUGGAUAUGAUGUUCAAUGACUAUUUCCCUACUCAAGGAUCUGCAGAUGUUAAACAAGAAAAAGAUAAUGAAAAAUCUCAGAAAUAUAAGCCUAUAAAAGAAGCCAAAUGGAAAAUAAAACCUGAGCCUGCACAAGAAGAAACUUCUGACGAAGAAAAUGAAGAGAAUAAAGAAAAUAUAACCAUGAUUAAACAGGAAGAAGCUAAUCAAAAAACUCCUUACGUUAUUAAGAAGGAAGUGAAAAUAUGGAAAACAAAACUGGAGACUUAGACAUAGAAUCAAUGUAGCGGCAAUCAAUAAUGAUAAUCCUACCAAAAAUGAGGAUACAGAAAACAAAGCUAAAGAUUUAUAUAACUUAUUUGAAAGUUCAUAAUCACUUUUAUAUUAAUUAUAAGCUCCAGUUUCACCAUUUAAAAUUAAUUUUUUUAAAUGGAAUUAAUUUAGUGGCAUAAUUUAGGACACUGUAUUAUUUAUUAUAAUAGGUAUUAGAAAUUAAAUCACCUUUUUUUGGAAAAUUAAUAAGAUAAAGAGUACAAUAAACAAUUCUAUUUUAUGAACUACUUAAACUUGUAUAAUAACUGAUAAUUUAAAUCAAAUUAACAUAAUGCUAUAAUAUUUAAAAAAAAACUUACAAACAAUGAGUUAGUUUCUAACUAACUAACUAACUAAAUAUUGUAUGAUAUUUGUGAACUUAUAAUAUAUUUUAACGAUGUACCUAAUUUAUUAAUAAACAUUAAUUUUCAACAAUCAUAAAUGUGUUAAAGGAUAUUUGCAGACAUCUAAAUAUGCAUACAUUGUUGUUAUAGUUUUAUAGUUUUUGUUAAACCAAUAAUGAUGACAACUUAAUUAGCAUACUG